CUCAAUUGACAUUUCCGCCUUUUGUCACAAUAAAAAUCCCUAAUUAAACUUUCCGUGAAUUUUCCCCCUCCUCCCUUCCCACCUCAGCAUGGCUUCUGGCGCCGCCGCGGACGGCGGUUCCCUCACCUUGGAUUCAAUUCCCAUUGUCGAUCUCCGCCUUCUCUCCCAGUCGGAGCUUUAUUCCCUCUCUCUCUGUUCUUCCACCGCCUUCGACCCCAGCCGCUGCGAUGACGUCGUUAUUCCCAAGAUUGACCGUUCCGUCUUCAAUGAGUCCGCCGGUUCCCGAAAGCAGACAUACUCCCGCCUCCGCCUCGCGCCUCCGUCGGAGUCAUCCUCCUCCUCCACCCCUCGCCGCCGCACCCCUCAUCUUCGUCCAACUGCCGCCACUUUCCCCCAACUCGAGACCAAUGAUUCUUCCGACCCUGAAAAUGUCGAUAACUCCCAGAUUGUUUCUCUUCUCAAGAAGUUGUUUGUAGCCGACUUGAACGGCGACGAAUUGGUCCCUGUCAAUAUAGAUUCCAUGGAUUCCCUACCGGCUCAGCACUUCCCGACAUUGCCGCAUUCCUCCCAAGCAAUCUCUCACCCCUCGGGAAUCAAAAGGAAGCGCGGGCGCCCUCGCCGGAAUGAAAUUGUAGGGUCUUCCGGAGGAUCGGCGCCUGUAGGCAACGUCGCCGGUGAUGCGGAUAGGUUUCCGGCGCCGACUGAGGUUUUUGUUCAUGAGCGUAUGGAGGAGGAUAGGGACAGGAACAUCUUGAACAAGGAUGGUGUGGCUGUGGAUUUGGUAGCAUUAGGCACUAUAGAGCAUCCGUACGUUGAACAUAUUAGGCAAAGGACUGAAGGGCUGACAACUGAUGAGCACUUGUUUGCAUUCUUGGCCGGAUUAGAUGGAGAGUGGAAUAGUAGGAGAAUGAAGAAAAGGAUCAUCGACGCCGACGUGUUUGGGGCUGCACUGCCUGUUGGCUGGAAGCUUUCCCUAACCAUUAAGAAGAAUAGUGGUCAAUCAUUCGUGCAUUGCCGUCGAUACAUAAGCCCCAGUGGACUGCAUUUUGUGACAUGCAAGGGAGUUUCUUCAUAUUUGCUCUCUCUUCAUGGUGUGCAAGAUGCAAGUAUACCAGACUCUUCCCAACCCUAUGUGCCGGUCCGUGUGACUGAUAAAUUGACCCCUAUUAGGGGUCCCGAUCCUGCUGUUAAGGAUGAGCGAAGGAAAGAAAAUGUUGUUUCCUAUACAUCAUCAUCUGUGAUAGAUUCAACACCUGUUAGUCUUGAGAAGCAAGUCUUAAAAAGCACGGAGGAUUUUCCAAAGGAUGGAGUAGGAGAAAUUUUGCAAUGUGAUAACAGUAAUAUAGCUUUUGGCCAUAAAGAUGAACUAUUUCAACACCAAAUAUCUCAUCAAGGAAAACGACGCAUUACUGAUGGAGUUAUAAUUAAAGAUGGAAAAUUUGAGUGCCAGUUCUGUCACAAGACAUUUGAUGAAAGGCGUAGGUAUAAUGGUCAUGUUGGGACACAUGUAAGGUGCCAAACUAGGAUUGCUGGGGAAUCACCAGCUGUUAAUGUUGGAGCGACUGUUCGUCUAUCUUCUUUUGGUGAUAUUCGUGUUCAAGAUAAUUCAAAGCUAGGAUUAUUAAAUUUUGAUAACAGGGAGAAUAUGUGCUCACCGGGCAGUAAAGACGAUGGAAAUGUUCAAUAUUUAAAGGAAGCUAACUGUAAUUCAGGAGUUAAUGCUGAAGCUACUGAUGUUGUUAGCAAAACAGAUCAAUGUGAGGUUGCUGAUGUAAUCUUACCGAGCGAUAGUGACAAAAAAUUAUGUCCAAAUGAUAGCUCUGGUGGAAUCAUUGCUGAGGGUCUUAAGAAUGUUGAUGCAAUUGAAAAUUCUUCGAGGACUCAGCUUCUUGAAAAGUGUGUUGUGUCGAAAGAUAGUUUACUAGGUUCAAACAAACAUGGGGUAGAAUCUGGAACUGUGCAAAAUGACUGCAUCUCUGGGGCAAGGAACAAGGCUGAAAUUGACCAGGAAAAAAUGUCGAUUGAUGUAUCUGCAUUCAGUUUUCAUGGAGACAACCCAUCAACUUCUGGAUCAGUGUUAUCUAAGGUGGACAUAGGGUCAAGUGUCAACGUGCUGCCAAGAUCUCAAGAUGAGAAUAAAUUUGUUACAGAUAUUGUUCCGAACUUAACAAGUGAAUGUAAAGUUUAUGAAACAUGCAGGUUUGGAAUCUGUGAGAAUGGUUAUCCUGGAGCUGAUGAUACUGUGGGUAGGUACGACGAAGUGCAACCUGGUAUCUGUUCAGUCAAGCCCUCUGGGAGCGAUCAUGAUAAAGUUUCAAAGAAGUCCAAUGGUGGAGUGUCCACUUCUCUGUCGGAGGAACCUGUGGUACAGAACCAUUGUGAAAGCCGGAUAGCUGCUUUAUUUGGCCAUGGAAGCGUGUGUGAUUUGAAUCAUAAAGAUGAUGAAGUGUAUGAAAGAGGGAUUAAAGUAUCUGAAAUUGACCAGCAUCAAACUUCUGGGAAUGGUGAUUCUGCUGAUCCUUUUUUCGAUAGUCACAUUGGAUUAAAUUCCUACUCUUUUAUGGGAACCCUUCCGGAUAUGCAACUUGGAGUGUGCAGUGUCCCUUCAUCUACAGCUACUAAACAGUUUUUUCAAGACAAUAGUAUGAUGAGAAUAUUUGAUGGAGCCUCGAAAGCACAGGGACAGGGGCAGCCUGGUGGUGUAUCACUUAGUCGGUCUGAUAAUGUCCCUGCAAAUCAUUCUAAACCCAAUGCAAUUGAAAAUGCUGGAGAACAGGAGUUAAACCUUUUUUCCGGAAAUCAUCCAGCUCAACUGUUCCCAGAUUCAAGUAGGGUUGAGGAGAAAAGGUAUCAAACUAGUGAUAACAUUCAGUCGGUUGAGGGGUUUAACAUUCAAUCUACUGUCCACAGAACAUACGGUGAUGAAACAAUUUUGGGUACAAGAAACAGUGAUCUAUUUGGUGAUUUGAACCAAGGAAGAUUGCAUCAUGGUCCUGUCCCUGAUUCACUGUUCGGUGUUAAGAUUGGCAGCAAUUUUAAUGCGGCUCACACAGGAGGCCGGAUGGGACCUUCUAACCAAAACUUUAUGGUUGCUUUUGAAAAUGGCAGCUCACAGCCAGGUGACUGUGGUGCAGCUGAUGCCACUUGGAGAACUGGUCAUGAAAAUGUGUUUCAAGGUGAUUUUGAAGCUACUGCAAGUAUGCGGCUUCCAUCCUCAACAAAUAUUUUUGGCACUUUCGGCCUAACAUCAGAUAAGGUACUGAAUAAUUUUUUAUAUGGACAAGAAAAUUCAUAUGGUGUGGGCAAAAAUUAUAAGCUUGAAACUGACAUGCUGAGGUCAGGUAGAUCGGAGCCAGUGGAGUACCCAUUUCUGGACAAUGAAAGUUCAAACUUCUCAUACACUGGAAACACAGAGCAGCAUGGUUUGGAUCCUUCAAUAUGGCAAGGAAAGGAUGCGUUAAUGCCGCCCUACACAUCUCACUCCAAUCAGUACUACUUUUCACCUGACCCUGCUGCAGCAAUUGGCAAUGGGCCUUCUUACUUUUACCCAAUUGGUGAAACUAAGAAGAGCUUGGAGUGGUGCAACAAUUGUGGGCUCCUCUAUGAUUAUCAGAAAUCACUGGGAACAGGCUCCUUCGAACUGCCCAACUUGUCUGUCAAAUCCAAGAAAAUCAACGCAACCUGUAUGUAUCUGUACAUGAUGAUGAUGGAAGAGGGGCGUCAAAGAAUCAGAUGCAGUAGCAGCAGCAAGGAAGCAAUUGUGUUCAUUCCUUUAGGUAUUGUAAAUCAAGGUUUGAUUCACUCAAAAGAGCGUGUGAAUAAAUGCAAACCAAAGGAUAGCUUAGCUGAUUCAAACUUCUCUGUAUGA
Molecule: messenger RNA, 3868 nt
Organism: Andrographis paniculata
Lineage: Eukaryota; Viridiplantae; Streptophyta; Magnoliopsida; Lamiales; Acanthaceae
Exons: 8
Coding region: 89-3868 (1259 amino acids)
Molecular function (GO): DNA binding
Source: RefSeq, a predicted model, not a curated record